CCGUUCUUAAUAAGAUUGUAAUGAAUAUUCAUAUAAAUUCGAAAUCGAGGCUAAGCUAGGCAAUUAUUUGUAAACAAUAUGGCAGCAUCAACAACAAACGGUACCUCAUCAAAAGAUCUUUCACAUUUACCAGAUAUAUCAUUUGCUUUUGUGGAAGAAUUUAUAAGAAAACACAGCCAGAGUUCAGGAAAAGAACAAAUGACAAAAGGAUUCAAAUACUACAGCGAGGAAUACGUACAUUCUGUGUCAGUGCAUCCUGAUGAUACUGGGUGUUUGGUCAAAGGAAAAUGUUUUAGAUCUCAAAGAAAAAACGAGUCUCCACAUGAUGUCAAGAUCAUGCUAAAUGGAGGGCAGAUUGAAUAUUCAUUCUGUACAUGUACAAUUGGACAAAGUGGUUACUGUGGACAUGUGUCAGCCCUUCUUUACCAACUUGCACACUACAAAUCCCUGAAAAUGAAGUUAAUUCCAACAGAUAUUGCUAAAACAUCUUUACCACAGACGUGGCAUGUUCCACGAGGCCAGAAAUUACAUGGUGAAAAGGCUGAUAACAUCGUUGUGCAGGGUUAUGACCGUGAGGAUCCCCAACGAGCUACAAAGGGAAUAAAGUCUACCCUAUAUAAUCCUAUUCCUGGGAACGAAGCUAUCAAUGUCAAUGACUUAUUGGGCCAGGUUAAAGAUAUGGACAUUUUGUUUGACACUGUGGUGACAGAACACAGGACAGAACUAGUUCAAACUGAAUUUGGUAAAUUCCCUAAAGGAAGCAUUCUCAGUUAUCAACAAAAAAUGGCAAGUGACUACCUCCUCAACUUAAUGGAUAAUAAUUCAUUUCCAGAAUUACCAUUGAAAAAUGUCAUGAUUAACAAUUUUGAAACUGUUCUCAUGAAAGACCAGUUAAAAAAGUAUGACUCCUUGAAGGUUACACUGCUGGAAAGUAAAGAGAUUGAGGAAGGAACACGUCUUCAAUCGAAUGAUCCUAAAUGGCAUAAAAUUAGACGUGAUCGUAUCACAGCAUCACAUGCAGGAGAAAUAGCCAAGAGAAGAGCUGAUGGGGCUAAACUUGCUGAACGCUUGCGGUCAACUAGACAUGUUCAGACAGCAGCUAUGAAACGUGGCAUAGAAUGUGAGGUUACUGCAGCACAAGCCUAUAGCAAGGUGAUGAAUGACAAUGUAAACUUGUAUCCAUGUGGUGUGAUUGUAAAUCCUUGGUGUCACUGGCUUGCAGCUACCCCAGACAGAAAAGUAUAUGCACCUGAUAGAAAUCAACCACAUGGUUUGUUGGAAAUAAAGUGUCCAAACACUGACCAAUUAUCAAGCGUCAAAUGUCUUCAUUUAAUCGACGGGGAGCUAAAAUUGAAAAAAAAUGAUAACUAUCAUUAUCAAAUACAAAUGCAAAUGGCCGUGACAGGAUUAGACUGGUGUGACUUUUUUGUUUGGCUUGAAAAUGAUUCACAUUUGGAAACAGUUUAUUUUGAUAGUGAAUUUUGGGAAGCUACAAAAGACAAACUUGAUUUGUUUUUCAACACUUAUUUUUUGAACUAA
This is a messenger RNA of Mytilus trossulus (common blue mussel), 1539 nucleotides long. RefSeq lists its product as uncharacterized. Gene Ontology annotation, molecular function: zinc ion binding. The record is from RefSeq and is a predicted model, not a curated record. Lineage: Eukaryota; Metazoa; Mollusca; Bivalvia; Mytilida; Mytilidae. The transcript is spliced from 3 exons. Bases 79 to 1539 code for a protein of 486 amino acids.